Messenger RNA from Staurois parvus, 445 nucleotides. The record is from the annotation of a GenBank genome assembly. NCBI's taxonomy places the organism in Eukaryota, Metazoa, Chordata, Amphibia, Anura, Ranidae.
GUGAAUGCGGGUCCGGAGAGAGCGGAUACAGCGAACGCGGGGUCCGGGGAGAGCGGAGCACAGCGAACGCGGGGUCCGGGGAGAGCGGACACAGCGAACGCGGGGUCCGGGGAGAGCGGACACAGCGAACGCGGGGUCCGGGGAGAGCGGACACAGCGAACGCGGGGUCCGGGGAGAGCGGACACAGCGAACGCGGGGUCCGGGGAGAGCGGACACAGCGAACGCGGGGUCCGGGGAGAGCGGACACAGCGAACGCGGGGUCCGGGGAGAGCGGACACAGCGAACGCGGGGUCCGGCCGAGAGCGGACACAGCGAACGCGGGGUCCGGCGAGAGCGGACACAGCGAACGCGGGGUCCGGCGAGAGCGGACACAGCGAACGCGGGGUCCGGCGAGAGCGGACACAGCGAACGCGGGGUCCGGCGACAGCGGACACAGCGAACGCGG